Molecule: messenger RNA, 989 nt
Organism: Lycium ferocissimum
Lineage: Eukaryota; Viridiplantae; Streptophyta; Magnoliopsida; Solanales; Solanaceae
Exons: 1
Coding region: 210-800 (196 amino acids)
Molecular function (GO): protein binding
Source: RefSeq, a predicted model, not a curated record
UCCAUCUUUUUGUUUUAGUGAUUCUCAAGUUUCAACUACCACCACAACAAAGCAAAGCCACACACACCCACUGAGGAAAAAAGCAAAGUCAAAUUUCUCAACACUUCAUUAGCCUUUAGCUUUUCUGUUUUCCUUCAGUGUCUUCACUUUAAACUUUAUAAAUACCUCCAAACACCUCUAUUUUCCUUCCAAGAACACAACAAAAACCCAUGGAUUGGUUUUCUUGGCUGUCCAAAACAGAGCUAGAGCCAUCUCUUGUUUAUGAAUAUGGCUUAGCAUUUGCUCAUAACGAGCUUGAAAAAGACGAUGUCCCUUACUUCAACCACGAAUUCCUCCAAAGCAUGGGCGUUUCUAUUGCCAAACACCGGCUAGAAAUUCUCAAACUUGCCAAGAAAGAUCGAGGAAACGUUCCAAAUUCCAUGUCGAGGUUUCUCAGGGUAAUGAAACGUACCAAGAAACGUUUUUCAAAAUAUUUUAGGACGUGGAUUCGUCGCGAGGAAUCAGCUCUUGCAAUUGUGCCAAGAAGAAGUUACAGUUCAAGAGUUUGGAAGAGACCAAAAAUGCUGAAGAGGAACAAGAGUGUUGUGGCACCAGCCAGGCAGAAUAGUACUUUGUUGCUUACAAAUGGCAGUCCAAUAUUCAUGUCUAGUUCAAGAAUUAAUAGUUUCUCGAGUCCAAUGGUUCAUGAUCUUCGUGGUGAUCAUGAGAAAAUGGAGGUUGAUUAUGGUAACUAUUGGGAUUCCUUUGCAGUUGAAGAGAUCAGGUGGGAUUCAAUGUUUCAGAAUAUGAAACCAACUUAAAUUUCACUUGUUUCUCUGUUUAUUGUACUUAACUUGAUUGGUGAGAGAUGACUUUUUGGUUCUUCCACCAAUCUUUUUAUUUGUAUUUUUAAUUUUCAGGUUUGUUUGGUUGUUUUAAUUAGGAAUUUUGGUUAGUACUUUUGUGUUAGUGAUGGGAUACGCAGAAAUCCACUAAUUGUGUUGAUUUGA